GACAGCCUGCGUAUCCGAAGGUUCAUUUAUUUAGUUUUUAUUUAUUUAUAUAAAAUACUUAAAUCGAAUGAAUACCGAAUUUACCACAAACCAGUGUGAAUUAAGAGAUGUUUUGCAUUUUUAUGAACUGAAAUAGCAGUAUAGUGUUUCGCAGCGUGUGUGUAGUUCACAAUCGCAGGGCUGGGAAUUCGGGUUAAAUAUUCAAAAUGGCUGACGGAGGAGCAUCAAGUCAAGAUGAGAGUUCAGAACCAGAAUCCAAAAUGAGAACCCCGUCAGAAAGCAGUAAAGAAGCAGAGGAUUCUGGAACAGGAAACGCUGGUGCUAAGACAAACGGACUGGACCAUCAGAGGCAAACUGUGCAGAACGCUAACGCUAAUGCAAUCACCAGUGUGCAGACACAUGCCCUGCUGCAGCAGCUGGCUCUGACUCCGGUGCAGCAGCAGAUGUUGCUCCAGCAGGCCCAGGCUCAGCUUCUCGCCGCGGCCGUGCAGCAGAGUGCCACGUCUGGGGCCGCCAUCUCCGCCACCGCAGCCACGCCCAUUACCCAGAACCCCCUGUCCCAGCCCAUACACAUCGCACCUGACCUUCAGCAGCCGAAUCUGAACCUGCAGCAGUUUGUGUUGGUGCAGCCGGGUCAUCCAAUCACAACGCAGCUUCAGCCGGCCCAUUUCAUCAUCUCCCAGCCUGCACUGGGGCAGCCCGGUAUCCUGCAGGCCCCGAACCUGCUGACACAGCUACCUCACAGCCAAGCCAACCUGCUGCACACCCAGCCAGCCCUCACCUUCACCACACAGGCAGCGAUGCCGACACGCACGAUAACAGCCACACCCAUCCAGCCCCUCCCCCAAAGCCAGGCCACGCCCAAACUACUGCACACGCCCAGUCUGGAGGAACCCAGCGACCUGGAGGAGCUGGAGCAGUUCGCCAGAGCCUUCAAACAGCGGCGAAUCAAACUGGGCUUUACUCAGGGGGAUGUGGGCUUGGCCAUGGGGAAGCUGUAUGGGAAUGACUUCAGCCAGACGACCAUCUCGCGGUUCGAGGCUCUGAAUCUCAGCUUUAAGAACAUGUGCAAGCUGAAGCCCCUGCUGGAGAAGUGGCUGGGGGACGCAGAGAACCUGACUCUGGACCAGGCUCUCUCCAGCUCUCUGGACUCCGCUGCGCUGGAGGGGCUGAACCGCCGGCGCAAGAAGCGCACCAGCAUCGACACCAACAUCCGCCUGGCCCUGGAGCGGAGCUUCCUGGAGCAGAAUCCCAAACCCUCCUCGGAGGAGAUCUCCUCCAUCGCGGACCAGCUCUGCAUGGAGAAGGAGGUGAUCCGCGUCUGGUUCUGCAACCGUCGGCAGAAAGAGAAGAGGAUCAACCCCCCCAGCAGCAGUGCCAGCAAAGCCAUCUACUCCCCCCCUGUGUCCAUGGUCCCCAGCACAGCGAGCCUCGUGAGCAGUAAUUCUGCGGCGGCCCUGACGGUUACUCCAGUUCUGCCUCCCCUCACCAGCACAGCCAGCACCACCCUGGCAUUCACAGGCGCGAGUCUCGGUGCUUUAACCAAGAGCACAGCGCCGGUCGUCUCCACGGUGACUGCAUUGACCUCGCCGGUGACCUCGUCCCUGCUAAGCCCCGCCUCCGGCAAGCGUCAGAGUGCAGGGGCGGAGCCAGCUGGAGCCCAGGGGGCGGGGCAAGUGGUGGUGGCCACGCCCAGUUUAGCCGCCAUUGCAGCAGCCGCAGGGCUCGGCCCCGCCCUCAUGACCUCCCCGCAGUUCACCCCGGGUGGCGGGUUGCUAAGUUUGGCCCCAGGGGGCCUCGGUGGUGCCCUGUUGAGCAACAGCACACUGGCCACCAUCCAAGCUCUGGCCUCCAGUGGCUCCAUGCCCCUGGCCUCUCUGGACGGCUGUGGGAAUCUGCUCUUCGCCAACACCAGUACGGGCAUGGGCGGGGCCUCUGGUCUGCUGACCACGCCCCUGUUCUUGAGCCCCCAGAACCUGUCUCUGCUCGCUGCCAGCACCCCCCUGAGCCUGGUGUCCCCCACCCCCCUCAACCUGCAGGUCACCUCCCCCUCCUCCGCCCGCGCGGUGACCACGACAACCCCCGCCAACACCAUCAUCACGGCCGCCAAGGCACAGUGAGCUCGCUCCUGUGAGGCCGCGCCCCCCCAAUCAUUCUUUAAAAAGUUACGUUUCCUCUCGGCAGGGCUGCGAUUGGACACUUUUAUUGAGGGAGGGUGUGGCAAUGUGUGCGUGUGCGAGUGAGACAAGGAAGUGGUUUGUUGACCAUGGUUACCUGACUGACUAAACCAGCGCAGUCCUGUUGUGUUUGUGUGGGGGAAUUGUGGGAAAUGUAGUCCCCUUCCUGUGGUUUUCCCUGUCCUUCCUGUCCAGGACUGCCACUGGAAAACUACUAACUAAUCUAACCAAAAAGAUUUAUUCAGUGAUGUAGAUUAUUAUGUUAAUAACGGCUAUCACGGAAUGGGUCGGUGCGUCCGUUCGUGUGUGUGUGUGUGUGUGCAUGCAUGUGCGCGUGCGCGUGUGUGUGUGUGUGUUUUAACGUUACUGAGCAGUCUCUUGUGGCCUGCACAAAUCACACUGUUUAUCUCCAAACUUCUGACUGAGGGACUGCGGAGACCUGCCUUAAUCUGUGCCUCUGGCCUCCUGCAUAUUUACUGCUGUAUCCGCUCCUCCUGCUGCAAUGUGUGUGUGAGAGUGUGUGAGAGUGUGAGAGUGUGAGAGUGUGAGAGUGUGAGAGUGUGAGAGUGUGAGAGUGUGAGAGUGUGAGAGUGUGAGAGUGUGAGAGUGUGUGUGUGUGAGAGUGUGUGAGUGUGUGUGUGUGUGAGAGUGAGAGUGUGUGAGAGAGUGUGUGUGUAUAUGUGUGUGUGUGUGUGUGAGUGUGAGAGAGUGUGUGUGUGUGUGUGUGUGAGUGUAUGUGUGAGUGUAUGUGUGAGUGUAUGUGUGAGUGUAUGUGAGAGUGUAUGUGAGAGUGUGUGUGUGAGUGUGAGAGUGUGAGAGAGUGUGUGAGUGAGAGAGUGUGUGUGUAUAUGUGUGUGAGAGUGUGUGAGUGUGAGAGAGAGUGUGUGAGUGUGAGAGAGUGUGUAUGUGUGUGUAUGUGAGAGUGUGUGAGUGUGUGAGUGUGAGAGUGUGAGAGUGUGAGAGUGUGUGAGAGAGAGUGUGUGUGUAUGUGUGUGUGUGUGUGUGUGAGUGUGAGUGAGUGUGUAUGUGAGUGUGACCACCGGAGGCUUUAAAGUGUGGAAGCAUAUGUUUUAGCUCAGAUCAUCGUCUCACUAUUAUGGAGCUUUAAGUACAUGUGUGCAGUGUGUCUAUAGAGAGGUGCAUGUGUGCAGUGUGUCUAUAGAGAGGUGCAUGUGUGCAGUGUCUCUAGGGAAGUGUUGCUCAUAGCUUUAGUGGAAGUGGGGUGGGGGUGGGGACUACACCACUCACAUGUACCAAACAUGAGUGGAGCACACCUGUCCAUAGGGCUGUCUUUAACACCAGAGCUUCAUUAUAUAACAAAUAAUAGUAAUAAUAAUAGUAAUAAUAAGAAUAUGCAAUAAUGCAAUAUUUAUAUGAUCCAAAGAGCUGAUGCACACUGGAGCUCAAUUUGACUGCCUGCUCGGUGUGUGUGUGUGUGUGUGUGUGUGUGUGUGUGUGUGAGAGAGAGAGAGAGAGAGAGAGUGUGAGUGAGUGAGAGUGUGUACACAGAGAGGAUGAGGAAAGGUUGGGUGUGUUUUGGUCGGUGUUCAGCUGGGGAGGACUUAACACUAUUUGUUUUUGUUUAAAGUAUUGUUUAAGGUGUGCAUACGAGCUAACGGUGGGUUUAGAUGGGUAUAAAUGUUGGUGUUUAUAAUGUAGAUGGAUAUUUGGGUUCAGGGGGUACAGUAUUAGUCAUAAAGCAAAGCUCAAACCAAAUAAGGUUAUAUGUGUGUGUGUGCGUGCGUGCGUGCGUGCGUGUGUGUUUGUACAUUUGUGAUAUCCUCUUUUUGGGGUACAGGAGGUUACUACAGGAAUCAUGGACCCCCUUUGAUGGGUGGAGCCAUCAUAUGCUGUCAAUCACUUGUUUGAACCAAUCAGGUAGAUUUUGGUUUAUUUUCCAUAGCAGCUUGGUGGGUUCUGAUUGGCUGAGAACAAGGGCCUUGCCUUUUAUGACUUGUAGUUCAGUCCUCCAGUAGCAAGAGGGCGACACAGCCUUGUAUUCCUCAGCUGUUCCACCGCAGUACCUGCUGAAAGAUCUCAGCAUUUGACUCAACCUCACUGAUCAUGUGCAUCUGCGUGUGCAGUAGUGAUGUCCAAGGCAUGCAUCUGUUCUGAACAUUCACCAGAGACCUCUGGAUGCAGGAUUAUCAGUAACAAAGCAAAGUUGAGAAUCAGAAAUGUAGCAUUAAAACUUAACGUCAGCCAUCUCAUGUACAAAAGGCUAUGGCGGAGGUGAUUUCAUAUCACAGUGUAGUUUGACGUCGUGGAUUUUUAAAAAAGCUUUGUAAAUUUUUGCAGUACAAUCCUGUCGGUCAUCUCAUGAAUGAACUUUGGCUUUGCCCUCGUUCUGUGGGUCUUUGUGAAGCUUAUGAAGAUAAGUUCAGAAGCGGCGUUGCAGCAUCACUAGAACCCUCUAGAACCCUCUAGACCCUCGUCUCUAGAAUGUUGUCAGGUCUCUGGAGUGGAGGAGCUGUCAGAGUGUGUGUGCCUGUCACAUGGUCCUGUGUGUGUGUGUGUGUGUGUGUGUGUGUGUGUGUGUGUGUGUGUGUGUGUGUGUGUGUGUGUGUGUGACGUGUCAUGGGCAGUGUGUGAGGCUCCAGGCCUCCUCUCCUCCCCCUGUACGUGUAGAUUGGAGGAGGAGGCGGUGGAAGGGAGGUCCAGUCUGCAGUUUUGGGGAGCACUCUGUGUCACAGGCCUCCGCUCCGCCCCCCUUUGGGCAGCGUGAUGCCUGCCUCCGCCCUCAAAUACUCAUCUGUGCUCUGUUGAUCUUGUCUGAUGCAUUUGAGCCUGCAAGAUGGGUGUGGUUUACAUUUUCAUGGCCAUUUAAUGUGUUCCAAUGCACCAGGCAAACCUAGUUGAAUGCAAAAAAAUAAAAAUAAUCUAAAAAAAUAAAAACAAUAUUUGAAUUUAAAACAAAUACUAUUUGAACCUAGGUCUGCUCAGUACGGCGUAAUGGAGCAGUGUGCAUAACCUUAGUGCUGCCUGCACCGGUCUGAACUGGUCUGAACCGGUCUGAGCCGGGGUAAACCAGUCUGAACUGGUCUGAACUGGUCUGAACCGGUCUGAACUGGUCUGAACCGGUCUGAACUGGUCUGAGCCGGGGUAAACCAGUCUGAACUGGUCUGAACCAGUGUCCGUAGGACCCCUGGUCCUGUUGGAGGGGACCCCAAAAUGUCCUGCUCUGAUGAGGGGCUGUACCCGUCUGUGACAGGGCGCCUCUCAACUCUCCCUUUCAUACAACACCUCUUACACACAGCUCCUACUGCAGACAUCCUCUUCUAGCCAAGCUCACCUGCUCUGUCUUUGUGCUAUCGGCUGUUUGCUUAUUUCUUUAAAUAAAAAUGAAAUGGACAAAAAGGUAGAGUUGUAGGAGGUGCUACUGUUAAAGUACUGCUAAUGCUACAGUGCUUCUGUUAAAGUCGGUGCUACUGCUUGUAGAGUUAAUCCAUUCUGAUUCAUUAAGAUCCUGCUUAUGGGGGAGAGGUGCACUGUGGGAUUGAGGUCGUCUCGGCUCCCAGUUUUCACAUGCAUGUCCCGCAAUGAUGUAAACCAGACAAAAAUCUUUAUUAUUCUUAAUGUGAUCCAUUAGUGAAUGUAGUGCUUUUUUCGCAACAAUACAAAAAGGAAACAUGUAUAUGUACAUUAAAAAAAAAAAAAAAAAUUUAAACAAUUUUUGCGAGCACAGUGCUGUAUAGUGUGUGUGGCCUAUGGAUGGGGUGUGGCCUGUGGCUGGGGGUGUGGCCUGUGGU
This is a messenger RNA of Conger conger (European conger), 5926 nucleotides long. RefSeq names its product POU domain, class 2, transcription factor 1-like. The transcript is spliced from 14 exons. The record is from RefSeq and is a predicted model, not a curated record. Gene Ontology annotation, biological process: regulation of transcription by RNA polymerase II. NCBI's taxonomy places the organism in Eukaryota, Metazoa, Chordata, Actinopteri, Anguilliformes, Congridae. Gene Ontology annotation, molecular function: DNA-binding transcription factor activity, RNA polymerase II-specific; RNA polymerase II cis-regulatory region sequence-specific DNA binding. Bases 207 to 2120 code for a protein of 637 amino acids. Gene Ontology annotation, cellular component: nucleus.